AUGGCGUUGCCGUGCGCUGCGCUCAACGGCCUGAACUGGAGGGCCCUUUCGGCCGAGCGUGUAGGCCAGCAGGUGGACUUGGAUGCGGGCCUCGACAGCGUGGUCAUGAUGCAGACGGUCGCGACCCCGCUCAAGGAGCAGGAGGGCUUCGCGCACUUCGCCUUCGACGACGACGUCGACGACAAGGUGGACUUGGAUGCGGGCCUCGACAGCGUGGUCAUGAUGCAGACGGUCGCGACCCCGCUCAAGGAGCAGGAGGGCUUCGCGCACUUCGCCUUCGACGACGACGUCGACGACAAGGGCUCUCCCCCUCGGCGGGGAGAGAGAGGGCGCGGGCUCGGGCCAGAGGGUGUGCUCCGCGCGGCCGUGGUGCGUGCGCCCCGCUCCGCCCUCGCGGCGCCUUCGCUGCGGGACGGGGUCGAGGCCGAGACGCCGUCCUCGACCUCGCCGCCAGAGAUCGCAGCUCGCGGGCUCGAGCAGGAGAUCGCCUGCAGGGCUGAGGUUGUACCAGAGUGCUUUUGGUCCGACGAGCCUGCGAGGACCGAUGCGCCGAGCGCUUCGCGGAUCUGCGAAGCUCGGCCCGCUUGCUUCGCAGACUCGACCCUUCGUAGGUCCUUCGGCCGCCUGCCUCCGCUGGAGCUGCCCGUGGUGGUCGGCGGCGAGGGCGGAGGCCGCCUGGGCCUCCGCAGGGGAAGUCCCGGGGAGACGCCGUGGGCCGGGGACGCCGCCGGCGGCCCCCGGCAGGCCCACCGUGCGGCGGCGGAGGCCAGCGACAGCUGGGAGGCGCAGGGCGGCGAGCUCCACCUGCAGCUCUCCGGCGUCCCCGCGGAGGGGUCCGCAGCCGCCGGCCCCAGCGGCGCCGAGGGGCCGCUGGCCCAAGGCCCCGCGCCGGCUCCGCAACCCACCAACGCGGAGACGCCAGAGGGCGAAGCGGUCUGCGACCCGCUCUGCGGGGAAAACGGGGUCUGCGUGGACGGCGCUUGCUUCUGUAAGCACCCCUUCUACGGCGUCUCCUGCGGGCGCUUCUCCUUCACCGGCGUGCGCGUCCACGGCUUCUCCAUACUGCUCAGCUGCGCCGCCGCGUCCAUCGUCGGAGUGGCCCUGGGGUAUACCGAGAGUGCUGGCGCCUUCGAUCCGACGUCGUCCAGCAAGUCGAAUGCGUUGCAUGCUAUGUCCGCCAAGGUGGCCGUGGUCGGCAAGCUCAGCUCCCAGAGUGAGUCGCAAUGCGUGGCCACGAGGCCGAAGCAGAUGGACGUGGCGCUGGGUCAGAGCGGAACCACAGCGGAUGAGAAGGACGGGACGAGCCCGGAGAGGGACCCGCCCAGGAAGGGCCGGGAGACCUGGAUCCCGGAGGACCCGGACGAGUAG
Molecule: messenger RNA, 1368 nt
Organism: Prorocentrum cordatum
Lineage: Eukaryota; Dinophyceae; Prorocentrales; Prorocentraceae
Source: the annotation of a GenBank genome assembly